CAGGUGCAGAGUAGAUCCUCAUGGAGCUGUCUCCACCUCCCAGAGGCCUAGAGGCUGAGUAUGCAGGUCUUUUCACCACUGGCUCCCUCCACUUCCUCCAUGAGCUGAUUUCCACUUUUGAUGCAGAGGUGGAACAGAUCCUUCAGCUGAGAGCGUCCAGGAAAGCUCAGCUGGAUCUUUCAGGUGAACUCCCAACUUUCUUAGAAAGCACCGCACACAUCAGGGAGGACCCAGACUGGAGGGUGCUCCCCGUCCCAACCAGGCUCCAGAAAAGGCACGUUGACAUUGGAGAUAUGGCCCCCUUCGACACGGGUCGCUUCCUGAGAGCACUGCGCUCUCCAGCACAAGGCAUUCAGGUUGACUUUGAUGAUGGGAACUGUCCAACUUUCCACAACCAGAUCAAAGGUCUUCACAACGUCCUUCUGGCAGUGAGCAACCGGCUCCCUGAUGUCCCUCACAUUUCCCAGGCUCCGGUGCUGAUGCUGCGUCCCCGGGCCUGGAACAUGGUGGAGCACCACAUGAUGGUGGAGGGAAAGGAGGCUCCUGGUCCUCUCUUUGACUUUGGACUCCUCAUGUAUCACUGUGGAAGGACACUGCUGGAGAACCACAGUGGACCAUUUUUCUACCUGUCCAAGGUGGAGAGCCUGAUGGAGGCCAGGCUGUGGAACAACAUCUUCAUCUGGACGCAGCAGAAGCUUGGCCUGCCGCUGGGCUGCAUAAAGGCGACGGUGCUGAUAGAAAACGUCUUGGCAACAUUUGAAAUGGACGAGAUCCUCUACGAGCUGCGGGAACACUCGGCAGGGCUCAACUGUGGCAUCUGGGACUACUCUGCCUCCUUUGUCAAUAAGUUUGGUCACCGUCAGGACUUCCUGCUGCCAGACCGCAGCAAGUACGUCAACAUGGAGAAGCGUUUUCUGCGCAGCUACAUGGACCUGCUGGUCCAGACGUGUCACCGACGUGGAGCGCUGGCCACAGGAGGCAUGGCCGCCCUGCUGCUGCCUCCCAGGCACCAGGAGGACUCCUACCGCAGGGUGCUGGCCUCCGUGGAAAGACUGAAGCUGUUAGAAAUCAAAGCAGGCGUUGACGGCUUCAUGGUGUACGACAUGGAUUUGAUCGAACCUAUGCAGAAACUCUUUAAGCUUCACAGCAAGGGUUGCAACCAGCUGGACCAGCUCCGAGGAGACGUGGCUGUGACUCCUGAGGAUCUGCUGUCCAUGCCCGCGGGAGGAGUCACCCUUCAUGGGCUGAGGUAUAACAUCGCAGUGGGCGUGCUCUUCAUUAACGCAUGGCUGGCUGGGAGAGGCCAUUUUUUCUACAGAGGGCAGGUGGAGGAUUCAGCCACAGCAGAGAUCUCAAGAUCCCAGGUGUGGCAGUGGAUCCGUCACCAGGCCCGGCUGGAGGAAGACGGCAGGGUGGUGAGCCGGCAGCUGGUGACCCGGCUCACCAAGGAGCUCAGCGCUGAACUUGGUCCACUGGCUGGUUCUGAAAGGAUGGAACAGAACCUCCACACAGCAGCAGACAUGUUCCUGGAGGUGGUUCUGAAGAGACACUUCCCAGAGUUCCUCACCUCAUACUUGAACCUGGACCACACCUUCCUCCGCUCCCACAGCAGGAGGGAGGAAGGCCGAUGGCGCGCCAGGCUGUGAGGAGAGAGCAGGACCAGGUUCUCCUUCCACCAAACCUUCCAGCACCACAGAAGAACAGGUUCUGUUCUUAGGGUCCAGAACCAGCUAAAACCCAGGAAGGAGUUAUGUUCUAGAAUCAGGCCGGUUCUGAUGUCUGAAGCUGAGCGGUUGGACCGGUUCUGAGCUUCCUGCUCA
Cyprinodon tularosa is the source of this 1820-nucleotide messenger RNA. RefSeq names its product malate synthase-like (gene ugl). Gene Ontology annotation, molecular function: malate synthase activity. Gene Ontology annotation, cellular component: cytoplasm. Bases 21 to 1646 code for a protein of 541 amino acids. The transcript has 14 exons. Lineage: Eukaryota; Metazoa; Chordata; Actinopteri; Cyprinodontiformes; Cyprinodontidae. The record is from RefSeq and is a predicted model, not a curated record. Gene Ontology annotation, biological process: glyoxylate cycle.